Molecule: messenger RNA, 900 nt
Organism: Dioszegia hungarica
Lineage: Eukaryota; Fungi; Basidiomycota; Tremellomycetes; Tremellales; Bulleribasidiaceae
Product: putative oxidoreductase
Exons: 4
Coding region: 1-900 (299 amino acids)
Cellular component (GO): cytosol
Molecular function (GO): aldose reductase (NADPH) activity; oxidoreductase activity, acting on NAD(P)H as acceptor
Source: RefSeq, a predicted model, not a curated record
AUGCCCUUCCACAGUAUCACGCUCAACGACGGUCGGAAGAUCCCCCAGAUCGGGUUCGGGUCAUGGAAAAUCCCCAAGGAUGUCUGCGAGGGACAGACUGACCAGGCGAUCGAGGUCGGUUUCGACCACAUCGACACCGCUCAGGUGUAUCACAAUGAGGAGGAAGUCGGCCAGGCCAUCAAGGCAUCCGGUCUCUCCCGCAAGGAGCUCUGGGUCACUACCAAGUGGUCCGGUGUUGACGGCAAGGACCCUCGCCAGUCCUGCGAUGAGAGCUUGGAGAAGCUUGGUAUCGACUAUAUUGACCUGUACCUCAUCCACAGCCCCAGGUUGUGUGGCGACGACAUCAAGGGGAAGUGGCACGAGAUGGAGAAGCUGCACAAGGAGGGCAAGGUCAAGUCUAUCGGGGUAUCAAACUUCAAAGUCGAUGACCUUAAGGAGCUCCUGAAACACGCCGAGAUCAAGCCGGUCGUGAACCAGAUCCUCCUCCACCCAUACGUCAUCAAGUCCACCGAGCCCCUCCUGCACUACAUGGCGCAGCAGCACAUCGUUCCCGAGGGCUACUCGACCCUCAUCCCGCUCACUUCCGAGCCUGGCGGACCGGUCGACGAGCCAGUCAACAACAUUGCCAAGCGACUGGGCAAGAAGCCGGAGCAGAUCUUGCUGGCUUGGUCAAAGGCCAAGGGUGCGAUCAUCGUGACCACCUCUUCCAAGAAGGAGCGUCUCGAGUCCUACCUUGACGUCGGGGAUAUCGAGCUCACCGAGGAUGACGUCAAGUCCAUUGAUGAUGCAGGAGCCAAGAAGGAAAUGUGGGUUGAGAAGAAGGGCAAGAUGGUCAAAUGUGCCAGAGUGGGUCUUGCAGUAGCACUGGGCACGUACGCUAUGGCGAGACUGGUUUUGUAG